GUUUGGUAUAUCUGUACAAUUCACACAAUGUAUUUAUUAUCAGACCUAAUCUACGACGUUUUCUCUUAUCUAGUUUUGGCAAGAUGGCUACAACUUACCAAUUACCUGAAGUUAAAUAUACUCAAUUAUUUAUCAAUAAUGAAUUUGUUGACAGUGUAUCGAAGAAAACAUUUCCAACAAUAAAUCCAACUAAUGAACAAGUGAUAUGUCAUGUUCAAGAAGCUGAUAAAAAUGAUGUUAACAAGGCCGUGGAAAGUGCUAAGAAAGCGUUUCAAUUAGGAUCGAAAUGGCGUACAAUGGAUGCUUCACAACGUGGUCUUCUACUCUAUAAGUUGGCAGAUUUGAUUGAGAAAAAUGCCGAUUACAUAUCUCGUUUAGAUGCAAUGGAUAAUGGAAAAGCCGUCGAAUCUGCCCUAGGUGAUGUUCUAUUCUCUGCACAAAUUGCUCGUUAUUAUGCUGGUUAUGCGGAUAAAAUACACGGGAAACAAUUACCAGUUGAUGGAAAUAUGGUUACAUUUACUCGUCGUGAACCACUUGGUGUUGUUGCAUGUAUAACACCAUGGAAUUAUCCAUUUGUUAUAUGUGUGAUUAAAAUUACUCCAUGUCUUUGUGCUGGAUGUACAGUUGUAUUGAAACCAGCGGAACAAACACCAUUAUCGGCAUUGUAUUUAGCUGAAUUAACUAAAGAAGCAGGCUUUCCACCUGGUGUAGUCAAUGUUAUUUGUGGAUAUGGUGAAACCACAGGGGAAGCGUUAACUCAUCAUCCAGAUGUCAGGGCGAUUUCAUUCACAGGGAGUACUGAAGUCGGUCAAUUGAUAAUGAAAGCAGCAGCUACAAAUAUUAAACAUGUGAAAUUAGAACUUGGCGGCAAGUCACCAUUGAUUAUAUUUGCUGAUGCGGAUAUUGAAAAGGCUGCUGAAAUUGCCCAUGAGGCUACAAUGGUGAAUCAUGGACAAUGUUGUGUCGCUGGUACACGAAUAUUUGUACAAGCUCCAAUUUAUGAACAAAUGGUUGAGAGACUUAAAAAGUUGGCAGAGAAUCGUAAAGUCGGUGAUCCAUUCAAGUCUGAUACUAUACAAGGUCCACAGAUUGAUGAUGUCCAAUUCAAAAAAGUGAUGUCAUAUAUUGAAAAAGGCAAAGUGGAAGGUGCUCGAUUAGUCACCGGUGGUAAUCGUAUCGGUCAGAAGGGGUAUUUUAUUCAACCGACUGUAUUCGCUGAUGUUAAAGAUGAAAUGUGCAUAGCGAAAGAUGAAAUAUUUGGUCCAGUUCAGUGUAUUUUAAAAUUUGACACCUUGGAAGAAGUGAUUGAUCGAGCGAAUGCAACACAUUAUGGAUUAGGCGGUGGUGUGCUAACAAGUGAUAUGGAUAAAGCGAUGAGAGUUGCUGAAGGCUUAGAAGCUGGAAGUGUUUGGAUCAAUAGUUAUAAUAUGGUUUAUCCACAAGCUCCAUUUGGUGGAUUUAAAAUGUCCGGUAUAGGACGUGAAUUUGGGAAAGAAGCAAUUGAUGGUUAUGUACAAACAAAAGUCAUCUCGAUGCCUAUUUCGGUGAAGAAUUCUUGAGAAUUAAUCAAUUGUCACUACUCCAUCACUGUGUGCUUCGUUCAUACACAGACACAAAUCCAAUUAAAUUUGAUAUUUUUUGCAUAACACGUAUCAUAUUAUGGUCGCUCUUGCUCUCCAUUUUUAUGAAUUCUUGAUUAUUAAUACACUAACCUAAAUAUUUCUGAAGGAAGAAUU
Trichobilharzia szidati is the source of this 1736-nucleotide messenger RNA. The record is from the annotation of a GenBank genome assembly. NCBI's taxonomy places the organism in Eukaryota, Metazoa, Platyhelminthes, Trematoda, Strigeidida, Schistosomatidae.